CACUCUCAGAGGAAGAUUUAUAGGCCAAUCACGCUCCGAAACACAUCCAUUCGACCUUCGAUUUGCUUGUGUUGGUUGUAGUGGUUUGUAAUUAGAUUUCACGGCAAAGCACAUCAUCGUAUAUCGGCUUAUAUCUCCAAGUCCGAUACAUAGACUGAGAUAUGACACCGGCAACAUUGCUCACACGAAGAGUUGGGGGCCCACGGAUCGCCACACAGUUUAGACGGGCUCUCCAGACGUCGUCGGCUCCCAAACAUGAGACUCAUCGUCUGAGAAACUUUCUGCUGGGCUCUUCAAUCACCGUUGGUGUACUUGCUGGUGUUGAUUAUCUCUACUGGGAUAGUGUUCUGCAAAGAACAUCAAAGGCCUUUUAUGUCUUGUCGCUGAUUGGGCUGGACUAUAAGAUGAACUUUGAAGAGAGUAAGGAUAUACAUGCUCUCCAUGAGAGAAAUGCGGAACGUUUGUUCAACCUCUUGAUGGAAAACAAAGGUUUAUACAUUAAACUGGGGCAGAACAUUGCUAAUCAGGCAGCUAUCUUACCUCUGCCAUUCCAGCAGAGAUUUAACAAGCUGUACGACUCCGCUGAGAAGGACUCUUGGCUCCAUGUGGAGAAGAUCUUGAAGGAGGAAAUGGGUGAGUCCUACCUGGACACCUUCAAGAGCUUUGAUAAAUCACCAAUAGCAAGUGCCAGUAUUGCCCAGGUGCACCGUGCGGAACUGCAUAACGGUGAUCAGGUUGCCGUGAAGGUCCAGCACUACUACAUCAAUAAUCAGAUCGAUAUGGACUUGUGGACAUAUCGAGUGUUCACGAGGGUGUUUAGCUAUGCAUUUGAGAUUCCUUUCAGUUUUAUGUCUGAUUAUAUAUCAGAGAGAUUGAAGGAAGAGGUGGACUUCACCAUUGAGCUGUCGAACUCUACAAGAACCCGUCAAUUGAUCAACAGUGAUUCGUACCUACAAGGCAGAGUCCAUGUUCCUGAAACAUACGAUGAACUAUGUACGAAGAGGGUCCUAGUUGCCGAAUGGUGUGAUGGUGAGCCGUUAUUCAAGAUUGAAGAACUGGCAAAGACGUUCAAUACGACAUUGAUUAUACAUGACUACUUGAAACUAUUUGCUAGGAUGAUCUUCCAAUGGGGAUUUGUUCACUCUGAUCCACAUCCUGGUAAUCUCCUCGCAAGAUUCCACAAUGGCAAGCAACAGUUGGUACUACUUGACCAUGGUUUGUACGUGGAGAUGUCUCAGUCCCUAAGACAUGAAUACUGCACUCUGUGGAAGAGUUUGUUCGAACUCAAUGAUAAGGAACUGAAGAGAAUUGCCAUUCACUGGGGUAUUGGUGAAGACCAAUCUGACAUGUUUGGCUCAUUUGCCUUGUUGAAGCCAUACCAUAAAACUAAGGAGAAUCUUGCAAAGAUGACAAGAUAUGAAAGGGAAAGGUACAUGUCUAAUAACUUCAAACAGUUCUUCCAAAACACGGAGAAGUUCCCGUUGCCCUUGAUAUUUUUGGGAAGAACCAUGAGAAUGGUUCAAACCCUGAAUCAACGGUAUAAAUCUCCCGUGAAUAGGGUUAACCUCUUCACGAAGGAAGCCGUGAAUGGUUAUUACCUUAACGCACCAACCACACAUCUAACGGUAUGGCUUAGAGCUGAAAGACUCUUUAGAUAUUCGAUAUACGUGUUGACAAUGACAAUCUUGGAUGUCAGUUUCCAGUUGAAUAGGUUAUCGCAGUAUCUCUUUGGUACAAAGAACAUUGAGGAUAUCUUACAACAAAAGCUUACAUCUGAGUUGAAGCAAAUGGGUGUUGAAAACCCAGACCUUGCUCUUGACGGUUGAUCAUUAUGACUGGUCAACUUUAUAACCUGUAAAUAGCACAAUACAUUUUAUGAAUCCAGACUCUUUGUCUCCCC
Molecule: messenger RNA, 1900 nt
Organism: Williopsis jadinii
Lineage: Eukaryota; Fungi; Ascomycota; Saccharomycetes; Phaffomycetales; Wickerhamomycetaceae
Product: ABC1 kinase family protein
Exons: 1
Coding region: 162-1826 (554 amino acids)
Source: RefSeq, a predicted model, not a curated record